UUCUCCUCUCUUCUUCUUCCUCUUCUCUUCUUCUUCUCAGAUCUCUUCUCUUUUUAAGCUCCCAAAUACAAAUCUCUACCCUCGUUUUCUAUAAAACACAUCCCAAUUCAAAAUCUUCCCGCUCCUCUCGUACCCUUUUUUUCUCGCUUAAAUCGCCGCUGCAGAAACAAGCGAGCGGAAGCCCAAGAAUUUAAGUAAAAAGAGAAGAAAGGAAUGGCAGAAAAAGGGUUGGAGGAAACAGGGUUGGAGGCAAGCGGAAGCCAACCGGUUGAUCUCAAGCAACAUCCUUCCGGCAUCGUCCCUACUCUUCAGAAUAUCGUUUCCACAGUCAAUUUGGACUGCAAAUUGGAUCUUAAGACCAUUGCAUUGCGAGCUCGUAAUGCAGAAUACAAUCCCAAGCGUUUUGCAGCUGUGAUUAUGAGAAUAAGGGAGCCGAAAACUACUGCAUUGAUAUUUGCAUCUGGUAAAAUGGUUUGUACAGGAGCCAAGAGUGAAUCACAAUCGAAAUUGGCUGCACGGAAGUAUGCUCGAAUCAUUCAGAAACUAGGUUUUGAUGCCAAGUUCAAGGAUUUUAAAAUCCAGAACAUAGUUGGUUCCUGUGAUGUUAAAUUCCCCAUAAGACUCGAAGGUCUGGCAUAUUCCCACAAUGCCUUUUCAAGUUAUGAACCAGAACUGUUCCCUGGCUUGAUUUACCGAAUGAAACAACCAAAGAUUGUGCUUCUUAUCUUUGUAUCUGGAAAAAUUGUUCUCACAGGAGCGAAGGUAAGAAGUGAGACAUACGAAGCCUUUGAGAACAUAUACCCAGUUCUUACAGAAUUCAGGAAAAACCAGCAAUGAUUGGUAUUGGGAAGAACGAUGGUGAAAAUUGUAGUUCAGGAAGGUAUUCCAGGUCGUAUGCAGAUGUGGAAAUCGAAUGCACUGGGAUUGGAUUGUAUAUAAGGACGUUGUGCAUUGUUUUUUCAGUUAAUGAAAGAAAAAUUGAGACUCGUUAUUUUCUUCUUUGUUUUGUAGUCAUAUCAAUACAAAGGAAAAAAACCUGCUUAACACAAUUAAA
Molecule: messenger RNA, 1054 nt
Organism: Fragaria vesca subsp. vesca
Lineage: Eukaryota; Viridiplantae; Streptophyta; Magnoliopsida; Rosales; Rosaceae
Product: TATA-box-binding protein-like
Exons: 10
Coding region: 214-837 (207 amino acids)
Biological process (GO): DNA-templated transcription initiation
Molecular function (GO): RNA polymerase II general transcription initiation factor activity; DNA binding
Source: RefSeq, a predicted model, not a curated record